Messenger RNA from Aureobasidium subglaciale EXF-2481, 882 nucleotides. RefSeq lists its product as uncharacterized. The record is from RefSeq and is a predicted model, not a curated record. NCBI's taxonomy places the organism in Eukaryota, Fungi, Ascomycota, Dothideomycetes, Dothideales, Saccotheciaceae. The coding region runs from base 1 to 882 and encodes 293 amino acids. The transcript has 2 exons.
AUGGCGAUAGACAUGGAGACGGCACGAGAGUGGCUGACGUGGAGCUUCAGCCCGAGCAUCGGCGCCAUCCUCUUCACCCUGCUCUUGUCGCUCGCGUUGCCCAUCAUCUUCCACUUGUUCCUGUACCGCCAGCGCGCCGCUGUCGUUGUACCGUCUUUCGUCCUGCUCGGCCCUAGUGGUGCUGGCAAGACCACCCUCCUCACUCUAUUUGAACGCGGCACCCCGAGCGCUACCCACACUUCGCAGACACCUCAGACCGUCACCUGCACACUUCCUACUGGCAUCAGGGCCGAGUCUCACAAAUAUCGCGCUUCCGACGACCCUUCGAACAAGAAAGAGCGUGAAGUUCAUGUCACCGACACACCCGGCCACGGCAAGCUACGCCAGCACGCUUACGACGCCAUGGCUCCCGCCAGUCCCCUCAAGGGCUUGAUCUUCGUCGUUGAUGCAGCCGCUCUCUCCAGUCCUCAAGGUCUAUCCGAGGCUGCCACAUACCUUCACGACAUUCUACUGCUUUUGCAAAAGAGACACACGGGAGCAAAGACUAGCAAAGGUCCUACCGGAAUUCCUGUCCUGAUUGCGGCCAACAAGCUGGAUCUGUUCACGGCCUUGCCCGCUCAGUUGGUCAAGAAGCGCUUGGAAGACGAAAUCACAAAGAUCAGAUCGACCAGGGCAAAGGGAUUGCUUGACAGCGCGGUCGAUAUUGAGGGAGAUGAUGAGGACAGAGACUGGCUAGGCGAAGGCGGUGAGGGCGACUUUAACUUUGGGCAGAUGAAAGAGGCCGAGAUUGAGGUCAGCGUACUUGGAGGAAACGCAAGCGCAAAGGGCGACGGAAAGAGCAAGGUCGAGCCGUGGUGGGCUUGGAUCGCACAGCAAAUGUGA